AUGUGUGAAGAUGCACUCAACCAUGAAAUAUCGUCUACAGGAUUUCAGAUACUACCGAAUGAAAACCUCGUUGAAAUUGCGUCUUUUCUCAACAUCCUGGAUCUUCGGGUACUGAGUAAGGUUAGCAGGAGGCUUUAUUACUUUGUUCAAGAUUACUUCAAACGUUAUCGAUACAACGCAGCAAUUUGGACUAUGCCGAACGAGAUAUUAUUCGAGGUGGUACAGCACUUAGAUUGGCAAAAAGAUCAAAUAUGUUUUGCGCAAUCAAGUCGGAGGUUCUAUCCAGUCAUCGCAGACUACAUAUCUCGUCACAAUGUGCGGUGUAAUAGAAGCAGCCUGCUAAACUAUGCAGCCAAAAGAAACCUCACGGCGAUGACUCAACGGAUUCUACAGGUGGGCGGAGAUAUAGAAACUCGACUUACAAUUCCAUGGACUGCCAACGACAAGCACUUGACUCCUCUUGCAACAGCCGCUCGUCAUGGGCAUCUAGGGAUAGUCAAGAUUCUUUUGGAAGCCGGAGCUAACCAGUUCAUUGACGGGUUGAGGGUUCCGCUCCUUGUUGCCAUUUUCGCCCGACACGAAUCUGUGGCUCUGCUACUUUCUCAACAGCUGUGCGCGUCUGUCGAACCUUUGGGAAAAAGUGCAGGCACGGUGUUACAGAUAGCUUCGCAAGUCAAACUGCCACGCUUGGUGAAGCACUAUCUCAACGACAGAGACGUGCAGCUUCAACGACGACUGGACGUCAAGCACGUACACAAUCUCAGCAACGCUUUGGUGCGCGUCCUUUUGGUAGACUUCAGCGAUGCAGAUCUGCUCAAGAGGAAGCUCGAUGAUGAUGCGUACCGGAUCGUGUUUAUGCUGUUGCAGCAAGGCGCCAGUCCAGAUAUUCGCAUCCAAACUCAAUCAUCGCCCGUCAUUACUGCCCGCGUCAUUGCCUCCAGGCAUCCAGAUCCGCGUAUAAGGAAUCUUCUCUCGGCGAAGAUGCCUGUGACAACAUUGGUGAACACCCGCCCAGUUGUGGGGCGACUGUGGAUGGCAUCUUCAGGAACCGAAACUCCCACAUCCUUUACGUCGCAGUCCCAUGUACUACUCUCGGCUAGUAGUUCCUCUGCUGACUUGCUGGGGGCUUUGAAGAGACUGAAAUCGAUGGGGAUGGUUUCAAUGGAUGUCGGUGAGUUUGUGUGGAGACGAACAAAGGGUCAGAUCCUGUUGAAUGCUUCAGACAUCGCUCAGAUGGUACACCGCGAAAACUGCAAGUCGAAGAAGAGCCUGGAUUUGCAUUCCCUAGAACUAAACACCGAAUGCUCCUUUCCCCAACUUGCCUGUCCUAGGACUGAUGUACAGAGCGCCGCUAGGGAGUUUUGGGCCAGAAUACCAGUUGUUAAUUCCUGCAAUGCUGACCCGAGGCCGAUGCUUCAUACUAGGAAUGUUUGUCCUGUUCCUCAGACGGCAAGACGAUUAGCGAAAGCAUCGUGCGUGGACUCUUUCCCUCAGCUUACGCAAGUAGGCCCGAGGUCAAAUGAUGUAGCACAAGAUAACUGGGCCUCCUUUUUGGAACGCGAGGUUUUCCGACAUACGAAAGAACCGCAUGCAGCGUCUCCGGACCAAGGAGUAAACCAAGCAACAAAACAACUCCGUAUGUCACGAAAACAAAGCAAAUGGAUGCCUCUAGCAUUUUAG
Molecule: messenger RNA, 1680 nt
Organism: Exserohilum turcica Et28A
Lineage: Eukaryota; Fungi; Ascomycota; Dothideomycetes; Pleosporales; Pleosporaceae
Exons: 1
Coding region: 1-1680 (559 amino acids)
Molecular function (GO): protein binding
Source: RefSeq, a predicted model, not a curated record